Procambarus clarkii (red swamp crayfish) is the source of this 3438-nucleotide messenger RNA. Lineage: Eukaryota; Metazoa; Arthropoda; Malacostraca; Decapoda; Cambaridae. The record is from RefSeq and is a predicted model, not a curated record.
AUGCAAAGGAAAAAGAGGAGAAAAUAUGAAGGAAAGAAUAGGAGAAGACAGACUAAGGAAGAAGAGAACGAUAAGAUGAAUGAUGUAGAAGGGGAGAAGAAGGAGGAAAGAUCGGAGGAGACGCUGCCCCAGUUCCUGGAGCCCAUACCCAACAAGACGGUGGUAGUGGGCAGGAAUGUCAUCCUGCCCUGCUCCGUCGAUAACCUCAAGGGCUUCAAGGUGGCCUGGAUCUUCGUGGAGACGCAGACGAUCCUCACCAUCCAUCACACCAUCAUCACCAAGAACCCACGCUUCUCCCUGGCCAGGAACGACCACAAGCACUGGUACCUGGAGAUCUCUGACGUGAGGCCCAGUGAUCGAGGCAUGUACAUGUGUCAGGUCAACUCCGAUCCUAUGAUGAGCCAAGUCGGAUUUUUGGACGUACAAGUGCCGCCGGACAUCAUCGACGAGGAGAGCAGCUCGGAGGUGGUAGUGAAGGAGAGUCAAGACGUGACGCUGGAGUGUCGUGCCAGGGGCUCUCCCAAGCCGGUCAUAUCAUGGAAGAGGGAGGAUGGUGGCAAGAUAGAUAUAAACAAUGGCAUCAACUUGAAGGUGACAGACUCCGAGGUCCUGCACAUUCCCUCAGUCUCCAGGCUCCAUAUGGGCGCCUACCUGUGCAUCGCCUCCAACGACGUCCCUCCUUCCGUCUCCAAGAGAAUCACCCUCAAAGUCCAGUUUCAGCCGGUGCUGUGGAUACCUAACCAGCUGGUGGGCGUGGCCCGGGGCAUGGACGUCACCCUGGAGUGCCACACUGAGGCAUUUCCCAACUCCAUCAACUACUGGACGGACGACAAGGGCCAAAUGAUCCUCUCCAGUGGCCGCUUCGACAGCAUCGUAGCGGAGAACGGCUACAAGGCCUACAUGCGCCUUAAAAUCAAGAACGUCCAGCCUGAAGAUUUCAUGUCGUACGGCUGCUACGCUAAGAACUCCUUCGGCGAAACUAACGGAAAUGUUAAAGUCUACGAGAUCCCAAGGCAGAUGAUAGUGAACGUUCCUGAGCCCAAGAAAGAAGGCGAGAAUAAGAGGAAGAAGAACAGGAUGAAGGCUGAAAGGAAGGAGGAGGAGGAGGAGGAGGAUGUAGAUGCGGUGGAAGAGGACUCCAGGGAGAAGGAACCAAAGGGGGAGAACUACACUAAGAACUUCAGGAGGAAGGAGGGCCAAGUCGGAGGAAGCGACAGGCGUCGGGGCGGGAGACGACGGGAACCCGACAACGAGAGCGACGAGGGCAUGGUCUCCACUGUCACUCCCGACGGUGUUAUUGAGUUCGAUGUUCAGAGACUCCUUGGCAAGAACAAGAGGAAAGAUCCGGACGACGAGGAUGACGACGAGAAGUCUCCGGGUCACCGCUACGGCAGCCAUCCUGGACUUCGCAACAAUUCUUCGUCUGCGUCGAGACUUCGUUCUCCCGCCACGAGCAUCUUCCUCGCGUUUCUCCUUCGUCUGUUUGGCCUGUGGAACGCUGCCCUGCCUGUGUGACACGUUCAACGAAGACUGCAAUUGUGGACAUGAGAGGAAACCCAAUUUGUGAUAUGUGAUAGUCACCUGUUGAAUCUUGAAUAUUCGUGUUGCUGCCGUAUGUCUGGCAUUCAUUCCUUUACGUGGUCAUUGUCGUUGCUGUGUAUUUCGCAGGGAGGGAGGGAUGGGGGGAGUGUGUGGAGACGGGGAAGGGGGUGAGGGAGCAGGAGACCAAUCACUCGUGAAUCAUUUUAUUCUUGGUGCUGUUCUUGUGUGUAGCGUGUGAUAUCGUAUCGCUAACAAGUAGCACCCAUCAGAUCAUCAGUCUAACAGCACCACUGUGCGUAACGUUCCACUGACAAGGCUUCCAGCAUGUCAUUACUCUCUACCUGCCCUACCAGUGAUGAUUUUACAUGUCUGAAACAUUAAUUUUCUCGGGUUUCUUACUGGAGAGGUGCCCAGUUGCCUGUUGGCACUUCAAAGUGACUUGUGGCAUUGUCAUGUGACCUGUGACACUGUCAAGUGACCUGUGACACUGUCAAGUGACUUGUGGCACCCCCCAAGGGUCCCUAUAGAUCCUCCAAUGAGGUUACUCCUAGAGCCGCUAAGUAACAAGUAGCGCUGCUUUAUCCUCUAUUGCGACUUUAGGUUUUAAAGUGUAAACAAACACUGAACAGCGCCACGGGGCUACAACAGGAGAACCUAGUUACCUGAGAGUAAAGGACUACAAGAAGGACAAUUUCGCAUGAUGAUCGAAAGCUGUCAAUCGAUGUGAAGCAUAGUUACGUUGCCCGCGGCCUUGACACCUCUGCGCUGCCAGUGGCCGCUACACAGGACUAACGGACCAUAGGCGAAGAGUAGCAGAAGCCGCUAGCUUAGCUGGCUUCAAGAGACGGGCGGCCAGAGGCUGUGUUGUGUUCAGCUUCCUCCGCCUUUCUUGAUGCUCCAUUAUCAUCUUCUCCCAUUUCUUCUUUGUGGUAUCUUCGCGAGGCUUUUUGCUCUUGUUUCCUCUCUUUCUUCUCAUUCUGCUCUCCUUUUGAGCUUUCUCAAAUCGUUUUCUCUCUCCUCUUUAUCUAUUAGUUGCCAUGUUCUCUCUCUCUAUCUUUCCCUUUCUCUGCCAUCAUCACCCUCUCCGUCCAUUCUGCGCCAAAGUCUUUCUUGUUACUCUGUCUUCAGCUUCGUUUUUUUUUCGUCCUUGUCUCCCUCCUUUCUUCUUUCCUCUCUUGAUUUCUCGUUUAUUACCCAAUGUAUCUUCCCCGGGUUUCCUUCCUCUUUCUACUUGUGCCUCGGUUAUCACCUCCUUCAUCUUCUCCGUGCCUCUUCCCUCUUCGUCUUGUCGGCUCAUCGACGUCAGCAAUUAAGGCAAAAUUUUGCCUUCUGCAGGUGUCAGCUCCCUCUCUCCUCCCCCCCCCCCCCCGACACUCACGUUCCUCUGCAUUAUCGCUGACACUUGCACCUGUGUUAGUACACACAACUGUGCUGACGUCCUCCCCUCACAUCAACACCUUUGUAAAUAUCUUCACUACACAUUAAAUAACACGCUUCCGCCUCAUACACAUUUAACGUAGCAGAUCAACUUAAUAUUAAUUUUUUUAAGGGUCGUUUUUUUUUUAGGAUAUAUUUAGUUCUUUAUUAAAGUUCUUUAAUGUUUAUGAAGUGUAAAAGUUCCCUUAGGGAGCAAAAAUAUUGCUUCGAAAGGAUAGUUUAAUAUAUAAAGUCCGGCUUUUCAAAACGAUAACUGGAUUGGGGUUUAUGGCGAAGGCUUUGUAAUCCACAGGAUCGGCGUUCGAUCCCCGAUAGUCCAAGUCGUUUAGCACUAUUCUCUGACCCUAUUCUCGUAUGUCAGCUCCUUUUCCUCUUAUCCCUUCCAUGUGUUAUAUAGUCCAACCCGUUCUCGCACUUUCUUACAGUCAAUAUUGACUUAUUAAAUACGUGCAUAUAUGA